GUGGAGAGUAAGAGAGAGAAAGGAAGAGAAUACAUUCUCUUCGCCCCCAUUCGUUUCUGAAACUUGACAUUGCGCGGACUCAGAGCUCUCUUACUCACCGAAUCAUGUUUCCAUCACCCAUCACCAACCAGUCAGUUCAUACAGAGGCACCAUCCAUCCAAGGGUCUUCAGCAUUGGUGCCGGUGAAUUUGAAUGAAGACCCUGUUGGUACACCGGACAAUGUGCAAACUGGAGGAUAUCAACAGGCAGACUACUUCUUCCGACAUUCCCAAAAACUGCAAGAUGAUCUGCGUAAGUCAGGGAUAAAAAUUAAGCAGCAUGAGGACAGCAUAAGUCUUUUGAACACUGAAAGAAACAAAUUGGAAGACUCAAUUCGUAAUUUGCAAGUUACUAUUGGGAAAUCAGAGUCUUCAAGUACAACCAAGAUUGGUAAUGUGGACAAUCCCAACCCUACAACCGAUGAAGAGGUAAAUAAACAGAUAUUGCAGCAUGAAAAAUCUGCUGCUGGUAUUUUGUGCCAGCUGAAGACUCGUCAUGGAGCUCAGGUUUCUCAUCUUACACCGACAAAGGAUGUUGUGGGUAUUGUUGCUAUGCUGGGCAAAAUAGAGGAUGACAAUCUUAGCAGACUUUUCUCAGAGUAUAUAGGAGUGGAGACUAUGCUGGCAAUUGUUUGUAGAACUUAUGAAGGAGUUAAAGCUAUUGAAAUGUAUGAUACGGAAGGCUGCAUAAAUAAAAGCUGCGGUCUUCACGGGCUAGGUGCCUCUAUUGGAAGGGCUUUGGAUGGUCGAUUUCUAGCGAUAUGUCUUGAAUCUCUGAGGCCUUAUGCUGGUAAAUAUGUGGUUGAUGAUCCACAGCGGAAGUUGGACAUUUUAAACCCAAGAUUACCCAAUGGGGAGUGUCCAGCUGGAUUUCUUGGCUUUGCUGUAAAUAUGAUUAGUGUAGACAGCUCAAACCUAUUUUGUGUAACUCCCAGUGGUUAUGGCCUCAGAGAAACUCUGUUUUAUAAUCUCUUUUCUCGCCUUCAAGUAUAUAAGACAAGGGCUGAAAUGCUACAAGCACUUCCUUGCAUAAGUGAUGGAGCUCUUUCUUUAGAUGGAGGAAUGGUUAGGAGUUGUGGUGUAUUUUCCUUGGGUAAUAGGGAAGAUGUACAUGUGAGAUUCCCCACACCAGAAAAAUCAAUGGGGCUUGAUAACAACAUUGAAAUUGAGACACAAUUGAAGGAAAUGACAUGGAAGAAGGAAAAGAUUCUGGAGGAAUUAAAAAGGGAACGGACGUUGUUGGACAUGGCAAAGUUCAAUUUCAAUAAAAAGAGGAAUGAGUUUGUUAAGUUUUUGGCACAAAGUUCAUCCUAUGCAACUGAGGUUCAGACCGCUCCUAACAGAUUCACAUCUAGAUGAUGAAAUUAAGGCUGGCAGCAAGGUAUGAAGAAGAGAGCCUGUGACUAGCAACUUGUUUUUGUACAUGAGCUUGUAGCUCCUAUCCAAUUUAUAAUCUGGCUCUGGAAGGAGAAUCUUCUCAUAAAUUUUGGAUAGAAAACAAGCACAUUGUUUUUUUUUUUUUUUUUUUUUGUUGUUGAAGCUAGAGGCCAUUCUUCAGUUAACGCUUCAUUUUUAUUCAAUUUCUGCUGUGAAGAAAUAUCAGAUUAGCCUUUAAGACACUAGUAUCAGAUUUGAUUACCCUUCAAGACAAGACGUACAGGUUAGAACAACCAUUUUCUUGGUUCUUUGUAUAUCAAUUAGUCCAUUAUACUCUUCUGUAUUGAGUGUGAUUGGAGGCUGUGAAUGUUGUACAUCUAUGUUAAGCAUUUC
Molecule: messenger RNA, 1808 nt
Organism: Gastrolobium bilobum
Lineage: Eukaryota; Viridiplantae; Streptophyta; Magnoliopsida; Fabales; Fabaceae
Product: protein DEFECTIVE IN MERISTEM SILENCING 3-like
Exons: 8
Coding region: 105-1397 (430 amino acids)
Source: RefSeq, a predicted model, not a curated record